GAGUUUAGAGGGCGCUACGUGUCCUUUCCCUGUCCGUUCCCCAAGCGCCGCCUUCUCCGUGCACGCGUAGCUUGGUCUUUCGUGGCAAAAUGAAGUUACACGACUGUGACCACAAUUUUUACGGCAUCAAAACAGCGAUAUUCGUCGAGAUUACUGGUGAACCUGUGCCGAUAGUGACCGCCAACGUCAAAGACAAGGUUGUGCCUUACCUCAGCGGACCGAAGCUCCCGGUGCUAAGGCUUGAAGACGGUACCACUUUGUUCAACGCUAAUGCCAUAUGCAGGUUUCUGUGGGAGAAGUCUGGGAAAAAUUCACUUCUUAUCGAAGACGAAGAAUGGUCCGAAUGGGAAGCCGUGAAACUACAGCCUGCUGUGGCAAGAGCUCUCUUAGAGCAUAUACAACAUGGAAAGGUUGACAGCAGCAUACAGCUCCAACUCAAAGCACUCUUGAGACACCUGGAUGGUUUCAUAUCUCAACAUUCCACAUUAAGUAAGAAUGCACAAGGUUCUGGCUUUGCCGAUGCCAUUGUUUGGUCUUCCAUACUGCCACUUAAAACUGUUGACAGCUUAUUUACAGGUCUAGUAGUUCCUUGCAAGGCUCUGUGCAAAUGGUUCAGUCAUUUAGAAGCCAACGCAAGUUUUCAAAAAGCACUAAAGUUGGUUCUUCCAAAGGAAGGCUUCAAAGGAUUCAAGGAAUCCCUCGUGGCUUUUGCACCACAAUGUUCUUCAACUGUGCCACCGAAAACACCUGACGCAGUCUCCCAGAGGUCAAGCAUCAGUUGUGCCCCAGCACCAGUGGAAGACAGGGAGCACACAUUCAGUGCAGAAGAAAUUGACAAGGCCUUUCAAGUAUGGACAGAUCCUCAGAACAAGGCUACAGAACUUCAAAAGCGGACUGUACCGAUACUCCCCAGGAAGGGUGAGAAGAAUGUCCUCAUCACAAGUGCAUUGCCCUAUGUCAACAAUGUACCACACCUGGGGAACAUUGUUGGGUCUGUAUUGAGUGCGGACGUGUUCGCGAGGUAUUGUCGGAUAAGAGACUGGAACACAUUGUAUGUGUGUGGCACAGACGAGUAUGGCACAGCCACCGAGACCAAGGCACUGGAGUUGGGCAUCACACCUCGCGAGAUCUGCGACCGGUUUAACAAGAUCCACAGUGACAUUUACCAGUGGUUCAACAUCUCCUUCGAUCAUUUCGGGAGGACAACAACUGAGCAGCAGACAAAAAUUGCGCAACAGAUCUUCCUAGAGCUUCACCAGAAUGGAUAUUUGCUUGAAGAAGUGGUGGAACAGCUCUACUGCAGUCAUUGUGACAGGUUUCUUGCAGACAGGUUUGUUGAAGGCACCUGCCCAUUUUGUGGUUAUGAGGACGCACGGGGGGACCAGUGUGAUCUCUGCUCAAAGCUCAUAAAUCCAACAGAGCUCAAAGAAGCACGGUGCAAAUUGUGCAAGGAGAGUCCGGUGCUGAAGACAUCAGGCCACCUUUUCAUUGACCUCCCCAAGUUAGAGCCUGCUUUUACGGAAUGGUUCAAGAAAAAGACUUCAGGAGAUCAAUGGACGCAGACUGCCAAAGUGAUAACGAAUUCCUGGCUCAGGGAUGGCCUGAAGCCUCGGUGCAUCACAAGAGAUCUCAAGUGGGGCACACCGGUCCCAUUGCAGAAGUAUAAAGACAAGGUAUUUUAUGUGUGGUUUGAUGCUCCUAUUGGCUACCUCUCCAUUACGGCCAACUACACUAGCGAAUGGGAGCUUUGGUGGAAGCAGCCUGACCAAGUGACAUUGUACCAGUUCAUGGCUAAGGACAACGUGCCAUUCCAUGCUAUCGUGUUUCCUAUGACACAGCUGGGCACGCACCAAAGCUACACGUCAGUUGACCAUCUUAUGGCCGUAGAGUACCUAAAUUAUGAAGAUGCCAAGUUCUCAAAGAGUAGAGGAGUCGGUGUGUUUGGAAAUGAUGCCCAGGACACUGGUAUCCCUGCUGAUGUUUGGAGGUUCUAUCUCAUGUACCAGCGUCCCGAAAAUCAGGACACAAGUUUCUGCUGGAGUGAUCUGCAGCUGAAGAACAACUCUGAGCUGUUGAACAACCUUGGAAACUUUGUGAACAGGGCGCUCACCUUUCUGUUCAAUAAUUUUGGUGGUGUGGUGCCUGAACUCAACAUUGUUGAUGAAGACAAGCUGGUCAUUGCUAAGGUAUCAGCACAACUGGGGCACUACAUCAGUUUUAUGGACAAAGUCAGGCUACGCGAUUCGAUUCGGUGCAUAUUGAGCAUCAGCCGAAUAGGCAACCAGUACAUCCAGUUCCACAAGCCUUGGGAGCUUGUAAAAGGAACACCAGAGCAAAGGCUGCGUUCAGCAAACAUCAUGGCACUGUGUGCCAACGUGGCCUGUCUCCUGGCUGGAAUGCUGCAGCCAUUCAUGCCCGAUACCAGCGAAGCCCUGAGACAGCAGCUGAAUGUGCCCAUGUUCAAGCUGGAACCUCACUUUGUACCACUCUUGAAGGCUGGCCACAAGAUGAACAAGCCACUGCCUCUUUUCAAGAAGAUUGAACAGGAGACGAUAGACACCCUGAAGAAACGGUUUGAAGGCAAGACACCAAGUCCAGCAAAGGUUGUGAAUGGCCACAAGGACACUAGCAUUAAUUCUGUGAACAGUCAUGCUUCCGGUGACACCAGCUUGAAUGCAGAGGAGCUCACACAUCAGGUGCAAGUUCAGGGCAACAAGGUCAGGGAACUCAAGGUUGCCAAGGCAGACAAGGCAACCAUCGACAAGGAAGUGGUGCGCCUCUUGGACCUCAAGAAACAGCUCGCUGCAGCCCUGGGCGAGGAAAUGCCAGCGCCCUCAAACCAGAAGCGUGGUGGCCAGAAAAAGAAGAAAUGACCAAGCAAUCGGGACGGAUUCGAGCCACUUAUUUAUUUCGUAAAUAACAAAAGCACACAACUGACAAAAAAAAAGUGCAAGUUCUCUCUUCUUAGUGAGGGUGGGGAUACAUGAGCAGAAGGAGAGUUGGGGGCUAUAUUCACGAAAGCAUUUGGUGUAAUAAUGGCCCAGAAGAUAGAAAGUGCUGCUCCCCUUUGCACAAGCUCCAGCCAGUGACGAAACAGUUCUUACACACAUAAAGCUUUGUGAACCAAGCCCCAAAUUUUAAAGCUGGGAUUGCUUCCUCGAUCAAUCACUUUCAGGAAUAUCGCAGCCAGCGUGGAAUAACUUACUUAACCACUAAAUAAGGUGUGACAUUA
Molecule: messenger RNA, 3232 nt
Organism: Dermacentor silvarum
Lineage: Eukaryota; Metazoa; Arthropoda; Arachnida; Ixodida; Ixodidae
Gene: MetRS
Product: methionine--tRNA ligase, cytoplasmic-like
Exons: 21
Coding region: 90-2873 (927 amino acids)
Biological process (GO): methionyl-tRNA aminoacylation
Cellular component (GO): cytosol; aminoacyl-tRNA synthetase multienzyme complex
Molecular function (GO): ATP binding; methionine-tRNA ligase activity
Source: RefSeq, a predicted model, not a curated record